UCGUUGUUACCUUUCGGUGCAGUGUCAUGGCGAAUACUGGUCAGCCGUUGGCAAAUCGCCAGUGUUACAAUUGCGGACAACUCGGUCAUCUGUCUCGUUUCUGCCCUCUUCCAUAUCGUCGUUUUACUUUCUCUGCUACUCCUGCUGCUGUCCCUACCAAUCCCAGUACUGUGUUCGUUACUGUCCCUAGUACCCCUGCGGUCAACGUCCCCAUGGCUGGGGUAUCCGGCGGCUACAGUGGCUUCAACUAUGGUUACGGAGGAGGGUUGAGACCACGGGUGGAAUCGCUGGAGGCAACGGUCGUAGGUAUCAAAGCACAUCAAGAUGCGGAAAUCGCCAAGGAACAAUGCAAGAAGGAAGAAGAAGAAUGGGUUAAGAAACAGAAUGGAGAAGAGGAACGAAUGCUUCAAGAAAAGAAAGCGCGAGAGGACUUUCAGGCUGAGAUGAGGAAUGAGAUGGGAAGCAAGUUGGACGCUGUGCGGGAAUUGUUGGAAAAUAAGAAAAGUAAUAAAGAUGACGAGGCUAGCAAGCUGCGUGUCAAGAUUGAAGGUUUGCGAAUGGCGCUGCGUAACGGUCAGAGAGUGUCAACUUCCGAGAAUGUUUACGGUAAGUACAAGAGGGACUUAGAGGAGGAGAAGGCUAGAUCGGAUUGUCGACUCGCCAUGGAAGAGGAAAUUGCUAGGUUAAGGACAGUCAGUGAGGAGGCGAAUGCUGCUGCUGAUGUUUGGAGAACGGAAGCGCUACGGCCAGGUAACAAACGAGGCAGUGUCGUUGUUACCGCUACUCUGGUGCCUGGAAUGAGGACUCGAGCUCGGAUGGUAUCGACGCACUCACCUGCGAUGGAGGACCUUAAACUUAAGGAGAAGGUGGAACAUCAGGAGCACGAGAUCGAGCUCUUGAAGGAGUGGCGAUUGCGCGAACUCAACGGGAGACGACAAGCGGAACAGGUUGAACGUUUAAAAGAGAAGAUGGCGAAGCUGGCGGUGGAGCGGUCGACUCCGUUGGCGUCGAACCUGAAGACACGGUUGGACAAGGUAGCUACGACUGGGAAGAAAGGAAAGAAGCAGCUUAAUCCUGCCGUGCUGGCCGUGGAAGCCAAUGAUCGGGAUGCCUUCUUGGCAGAGACACGUAAGUUUUUGAAACCACUGAAGAAAGACAAGGUGGUGGCGUUGUGUGCUAAAGAAGGAGUUACCUAUUCCACUCUGGAUAAAACGAAGGAGGAUUUGGCGUUGAAACGGGAUGACGUGGCGUUUGGUGUGUUACGAGGAAGUACUGUCAAGAAGGGUGGUGUUGUUAUUCACGAAGUAACGGAGGGAGAGGAAGGGGGAAAGGGCAGUACCGAGGUCAACGAUGACUCGGCAACUUCAUAGUUUCGUCCCCGACCGCGUCGUGGCUUUGGAGUCUUCUUCAUUGUUGUGUUCGAAUUCGUUCGUUGUCAUGUGAUUGGUUAAGAUGUAGA
Chara braunii is the source of this 1459-nucleotide messenger RNA. The record is from the annotation of a GenBank genome assembly. Lineage: Eukaryota; Viridiplantae; Streptophyta; Charophyceae; Charales; Characeae.